AUGGCCGAUAAAGGUUCACAGCCGGGCACGACGGUUCAGCCGUUGGUGAAGAUUGGACACUACAGCCUGGGUGCCACCCUGGGCACGGGAUCGUUCGGUAAGGUCAAAAUCGGCGAGCACCAGGUGACGAAGCAUAAGGUGGCGGUCAAGAUUCUGAAUCGGCAAAAAAUCAAAAGCCUCGAUGUGGUGGGCAAGAUCCGGCGGGAGAUACAGAACCUGAAGCUGUUCCGCCAUCCGCACAUCAUCAAACUGUACCAGGUCAUCUCGACGCCGACCGAUAUUUUCAUGAUCAUGGAGUACGUUAGCGGUGGUGAGCUGUUCGAUUACAUCGUCAAGAACGGCAAGCUGCAGGAGUCGGAAGCGAGGCGAUUCUUCCAGCAGAUCAUAUCCGGCGUCGAUUACUGCCACCGGCACAUGAUUGUGCAUCGGGAUUUGAAACCGGAAAACUUGCUGCUCGAUCACAAUCGUCACGUGAAGAUUGCGGAUUUCGGUUUGUCCAACAUGAUGCUGGAUGGGGAGUUUUUGCGCACGUCUUGCGGUUCACCGAACUAUGCCGCGCCGGAGGUCAUAUCCGGAAAGUUGUAUGCAGGGCCCGAGGUCGACAUAUGGUCGUGUGGUGUCAUACUGUACGCAUUGCUCUGUGGCACCCUACCGUUCGACGACGAACACGUUCCGACGCUGUUCCGCAAGAUCAAAUCGGGCGUGUUUCCCAUUCCAGAGUAUCUGAACAAGCAGGUGGUCAGCUUGCUGUGCCAAAUGCUGCAGGUCGAUCCGCUGAAACGGGCCACGGUGGAGGAGAUAAAGAAGCACGAAUGGUUCCAGAAGGAGCUACCGGCCUACCUGUUUCCGUCGCCCGUCGAACAGGACAGCAGUGUCGUGGACACGAACGCCAUUCGCGAGGUGUGCGAUAAGUUUGGCGUGAAGGAGCACGAGGUGCACAAUGCGCUGCUGAGCGGUGAUCCGCACGAUCAGCUUGCGAUCGCGUACCAUCUCAUCAUCGAUAACAAGCGAAUCGCGGAUGAGGCGGCCAAGGCGGAGCUGAAAGAGUUCUACGUUGCUGGAAGCCCUCCGCCACCGGGAGCGGACAGUAAGUUCGGUAUCCCGCAAGGACCAGCAUCCCUUGGCGGAUCGGCCCAAGGAACACCGAACGAACCGUUCAAAUCGCCAUCGAUUCACCCGGAACGUAUUGCACCGCUUCGCGAGCGCCCGGUAACGACGGCCGCUCAGAACGUACCGUCACCCGCACUAAGCAACAUGUCCCCUUCGGCGGUAAUGCCAAUCGACAAGCACCGCGGUACACCGGUCAAGCGUGCCAAAUGGCAUCUUGGCAUUCGAUCACAGUCGAAACCGAACGACAUCAUGCUGGAGGUGUACCGUGCCAUGAAGGCGCUCGAUUUCGAGUGGAAAAUCAUCAACCCGUACCAUGUGCGCGUACGCAAAUACAAUGCGCGCAAUGACAAGCACGUGAAGAUGUCGCUCCAGCUGUAUCAGGUCGAUCCGAAGAACUAUCUGCUCGAUUUCAAGUCGCUCACGAACGACGAGGUGGAGCAGGGCGAUGAUGUGAUCAUGGAAAGUUUGACGCCACCGCCACCGGUCGGUUUCGGAGGGAUGGGCAUCCCGAACCUGCAGCAGCCGAGCGGUCACCAUACGAUGGAAUUCUUCGAGAUGUGCGGUGCCUUGAUAGCGCAGCUGGCACGCUAA
Anopheles marshallii is the source of this 1701-nucleotide messenger RNA. Its product is annotated as 5'-AMP-activated protein kinase catalytic subunit alpha-2-like. Gene Ontology annotation, molecular function: protein serine/threonine kinase activity; ATP binding. Gene Ontology annotation, biological process: protein phosphorylation; intracellular signal transduction. Bases 1 to 1701 code for a protein of 566 amino acids. The transcript is spliced from 2 exons. The record is from RefSeq and is a predicted model, not a curated record. Lineage: Eukaryota; Metazoa; Arthropoda; Insecta; Diptera; Culicidae. Gene Ontology annotation, cellular component: cytoplasm.